UUUCCGCGGGGGCCUAGAGGGUGUGAGGGAGGAGCGGAGCUGGGGAAGAGGGAGCGCGACCAGCCCCCGGGCCCCGCCCCAGCCCCAGCCCGGCCCUGCCCCGCCUGGCCAACCCUCCCCUGCCGGCGCGGCGACCCCGCCCCGAGCGCCCAGCAUGAAAGAGCAGAGCCUGGAUGAAGAGAUGGUGGAAGAGGAUAUGGAAACCCCGGUGGAGGAGCUGCCGCCACACCUGCGGGAAGAUCCCCCUGAAGAUUUGAAAAAAGCCCCCGGGCAGCUGGAAGAGCAAGGAGGGGUGAUCUGGAGAAUGACCGGUGGCCUCUUCAGCAUCACCAAGGGCGCUGUGGGGGCCACUCUAGGAGGCGUCGCCUGGGUGGGGAGCAAGAGUUUGGCGUUCACCAAGACAGCCGUGACCACAGUGCCCACCGCCGGCAUGGGGCUGGUGAAGGGCAGCGUGUCAGCCGUGAGCAGUGGCGUAGGAGCCGUGGGCUCCGCCGUGGCCGGGAAGGUCCCUUUCACUACCAGGAAGAAGGAUAAGGCCGAUUAACUCAGGGUGGAAGAGCCCUCCGUGGCUGAAGGCCAUGGCCAGCUCCUCAUCUGUCCCCAGGACUCCCUUUCAUCUGACAGAUGGGCCCAGUUCUCAUCUGGCCCGUCCACUGCUCCCCAGCCCACAGCUAGAAGCAGUUUCCUCUGUUCCCCCUCCCCCUCCACCACCUAGGCCUGCUAGGCUCAGGCCAGACCUUGGCCACAGCUUUUCAUGGUGUCAUCCCCAGCCCAAAGCUCCAUCUCUUAAACUGGGCAAAGAAGAUGGUUCCCAGGGCCUAGGGAGAUAUGGGGACCAGGGGGACUGGAGUCCUGACACAGAGCAGGGUCAGCUGGAAAAGUAGCCCACAGAACCACAGCUAGCCAGAGCCCGGGGCUUCUUCUGCCCACUUGGCUUAAACCUCACUGUUCUUGCCCCCAACCAAGGCCAAAGCUUCCUUCUCCUUCAGCAUGGGUAGGACCAAGUUCUCUCCCAAUUCUCCCUAGCACCCACCUGUGGACUCAGGAGACCUUGGACAUCAUCUAAUCCUCAUUUGGAUAGAUGGGGAAACUGAGUCUUAUCAACCCCUCAGGGUGACCUUUAAUGGGACACAGGGAAUGGGAGCAUCAAACAUGGAUGGGCUAGGGUCUGAACUGAGCCCAAUAACAGUUGGUCCAACGGGUGACCACGUCUGAAAAACAACCCAUAGAAUGUCAGUUCCCUAAGGGCAGGGACUUCCUCGAUUUUGUCCUUGUGUCUUUCAUGCCUAUCAUAUAGUAGGCACCUGGGAAAUGAUUUUGGAUGGAAUGGAUGGAAUUAGUGGCACAGCCAGGGCCAGAACCCAAGUGUCCUACCUCCCAGGCCAGUGCCCCUCCUGCCACGCCACAGCAGCUGUGCUCGUCUUUGCCUGCUGCCCGACUUGGAGCCAAGCACGUUGCAGUGACCCCGUAGUCUGCAUGCCUCCAGAUUCCAUGGUUUCUUUAAUCACAGGGACAGGGGGUUCUCCCUUACCCUUGAGUCCUGGAAUGUGGCAUUCCCUCCUCUGAAUACAAAGGAACAAGGUCCAAAAUAUGGCCCCCAGGUUCCCAGAAAUGUCCAUUUUUUGGAUGGUGGAAUGAGAGGCCAGGGUUGGGGAGGGGGUAGAAGGCUUACCCUUUCUGCCAGGUCAGGACCAGCCACAUUGAAGAUGAGAGUCCCUAGUCACUAGAGGCCAAUAGAAAUGACCUCCUCAUGGCUAUCUUUAUCCUGCCUCUUCUGGCUCAUCUUGGACCAAUGGAUAGGCCCAGAAGGAAUUCAGGCAUUUAUCUGGUGACCUAUGGAGAGCUGGGGAGGAGGGAAGAGGAACAGCUGAGCUUGACACCUGAACCACCCUAAUUCUCCCCCCAUGACAUCACACAGGAUUAUCACCCCUCAGAGCCAACCCCACGACCUGGGCAACAUGAGAUUCUCCCAGCCUCCUGCCCAGAGAUGGUCCCACCAACCAAGUCACAUAGAAUCCCAGAGCUGUAAGAACCUCAGAUGUCAACCAGUCCUACCCAUGUCUGAACCAGAACCCCUCCCCAAGUUAGUCCUGUCUCUGCAUCUUUUCACACAUGAAGCUCUAAUGUAAGAGUUUAAGCUUGCAGGAGAAAAGAGCUGCCCACCUAUGGUGGGACCUAGCUCAGGUGAGAAGCCUUCUCUGGAGCUGGCUAACAGCCUUCUUCUUGUCCCUUCGGGUUCUCCAAAGCACUCAGAGGAACAGAUGAAAGGCCUGACCCCAAGGGGAUUUGCUCUUCCGCCCACCCCAGCCCAGAAAGGGGGGCAGUGAUGGGGAUUCUGGGAAAUAUCCCAUGGCCUUGUGUUAGGGUGGGGUGGGAAGCAUCCAUGUAAUUUUAAAAACAAUAAAGUUUGAAGCUGAGGAUCCUU
This is a messenger RNA of Trichosurus vulpecula (common brushtail), 2425 nucleotides long. RefSeq names its product transmembrane protein 263-like. Lineage: Eukaryota; Metazoa; Chordata; Mammalia; Diprotodontia; Phalangeridae. The transcript has 3 exons. The coding region runs from base 155 to 544 and encodes 129 amino acids. The record is from RefSeq and is a predicted model, not a curated record.